Messenger RNA from Penicillium cinerascens, 1491 nucleotides. RefSeq names its product FMN-dependent alpha-hydroxy acid dehydrogenase. The coding region runs from base 1 to 1491 and encodes 496 amino acids. The transcript is spliced from 5 exons. The record is from RefSeq and is a predicted model, not a curated record. Gene Ontology annotation, molecular function: heme binding; oxidoreductase activity. NCBI's taxonomy places the organism in Eukaryota, Fungi, Ascomycota, Eurotiomycetes, Eurotiales, Aspergillaceae.
AUGGCCAAGGUAUUCGACGCGGCAGAAGUCGCAAAGCAUAAUACCAGCGAGAGCUGCUGGGUCAUUCUAUACGGCAAGGUCUACGAUGUGACGGACUUUCUGUCCGAACACCCCGGCGGUGCAAAGAUUAUUUUGAAGCUUUCGGGCAAGGAUGCCACGGAGGAAUAUGACCCUAUUCACCCUCCGGGUACCCUUGAGACCGAACUUAAGCCCGAAUGCUGUCUGGGAACCGUGGAUGCGAGCACAUUACCAAAGGUAGAGGGCCUGGCAGAGCCCCAAGAGCCAGCGCAGGGCCCGCCUCCCGUGGAGACUCUCCUCAACUUGGACGAGAUCGAGGAGGUAGCUAGCAAGCAAGUGAGCAAGAAAGCUUGGGCGUACUAUUAUUCGGCUUCCGACGACAUGUUCUCCAAGCGCUUCAAUAACGAGGUGUACAAAUCCAUUCUUCUGCGACCGAGAGUGUUUGUCGAUUGCACAAAAUGUGAUCUGGAUACAUCUAUUCUGGAUUACAAGUUGGGUAUGCCUAUAUAUGUCUCCCCGGCUGCCAUGGCCCGUCUCGGACAUCCUUCCGGUGAGGCUGGCAUUGCCGAAGCGUGCCGUAGCUUCGGUGCAAUGCAGAUCAUCUCGAACAAUGCCUCUAUGACCCCGGAACAGAUUGUCAAGGAUGCUGCUCCUGAUCAGGUCUUUGGCUGGCAGAUCUAUGUUCAAGUCGAUCGGAAGAAGAGCGAGACCAUGCUUGCUCGUAUAAACAAGCUCAAGAAUAUCAAGUUCAUUGUUCUCACUCUUGACGCGCCUGUUCCUGGCAAGCGUGAAGACGACGAGCGCAACAGUUUGGCCGGGGCUUCGACAGCUGUAACCAGCGGCGUGAAAGCCGCGGAGCGUACCUCAGACGACACACCUGAUGUUUCCGGUGCCUCGGGUGGAGUUGGUCAGCAGCUCUUCGCCGGCACGGAUCCUUCCUUGACAUGGCAGGAAACUCUACCCUGGCUGGCCAAGCACACUGAUCUCCCUAUUGUUUUGAAGGGCCUGCAAACUCACGAAGAUGCAUAUCUUGCAUCCCUACACACACCACAAGUCAAGGGCAUCAUUCUGUCCAACCAUGGUGGCCGCGCUUCAGACACAGCGCCGCCAGCGGUGUACACUCUGCUGGAGAUCCGCAAAUACUGCCCUGAAGUCUUUGACAAGCUCGAGGUUUACGUGGAUGGCGGUAUUAAACGUGGCACAGAUGUCGUCAAGGCUCUCUGUCUGGGUGCCAAGGCUGUAGGCAUUGGCCGAGGUGCUCUUUGGGGUUUGGCUGCGGGUGGUGUGGAUGGUGUACGCAGGACAUUGCAGAUUCUCGCCGACGAGACCAAAACUGCUAUGCGGCUGCUGGGUGUGGAGACUGUUGAUAAAUUGGGCCCGCAACAUAUCAACACCCGCAUGGCUGAGCAGCAAAUUUACGAUGGACCUUCGGGUCUGGAUUCAUUACGGCGUGUUUUCCGAGCGAAGCUUUAG